Molecule: messenger RNA, 2635 nt
Organism: Cornus florida
Lineage: Eukaryota; Viridiplantae; Streptophyta; Magnoliopsida; Cornales; Cornaceae
Product: poly(A)-specific ribonuclease PARN
Exons: 7
Coding region: 78-2261 (727 amino acids)
Cellular component (GO): cytoplasm
Molecular function (GO): RNA binding; 3'-5'-RNA exonuclease activity
Source: RefSeq, a predicted model, not a curated record
CCUAGUCAUUCAUCAUCAGCUUCCUCCUUCGAGCAGAAACAUAAAAUUUUCACUGUGGAAAGGGAUGCGUUGCAGAGAUGAAGAAACAGUGGAUGGUUAGGGCUCUCUCCGGAACCCUAACUCUAGUUCACAGCAAUACCACCCCCAUCCCUCGUUCACUUUGCUUUUCCACAACCACUUCGUCGACAUUCGCUCUCAAGAAUGUCACGAAGUCCAACUUCGAAUCGGCUCUCAGCGAUCUCAGACUCCAUGUCCGUGACGCAGACUUCGUCUCGAUCGACCUCGAGAUGACCGGAGUCACCAGUGCUCCGUGGAGAGAGUCGCUCGAGUUCGAUCGACCCGAUAUUCGUUAUCUCAAGACCAAAGACUCCGCCGAGAAGUUCGCCGUCGUUCAGUUGGGUGUCUGUCCUUUCCGGUGGGACGCUUCCAAGCAAUCGUUCAUAGCUCAUCCGCACAAUUUUUAUGUAUUUCCACGUCAAGAAAUUCCAAUUGAUGGCCCAUCUUAUGAGUUCCUCUGCCAGACAACCUCAAUUGAAUUCUUGUCAAAAUUCCAAUUUGAUUUCAACGCCUGCAUACACGAAGGAGUAUCUUAUUUAUCCAGAGCACAAGAGGAUGAGGCACUAAGACGCCUAAACUUGGCAUAUGGGGAUGAGAUAUCACAGUCAUGGUCUAACUUGAAAGAAGUUAGAGACAUGCCAGUGGUUAGAAUGGCAGAUGUACUCUUCACUGAGAGAAUGAAGAAAAGGAUAAGUGAAUGGCGUGAUGGGUUGUUAAGGACUAGAAAUGGUGGAGGGUCUAAAUUUCAUGGUAGCUCCAACGACUCAAAUCAGCAAUCUCAAACCAUUUUCUUCAAUAUGCGUCCAGCCCUUCCGCUAAAAGGUUUCAGCUCUCACCAGCUCAGGUUGAUUCAAUUGGUUACAGAAAAACAUUUUAAAGAUCUUACUUAUGUCCGUGUGAAUGGUGAAACUUCCUGUGAACGACAAUUGAUUGUAUAUACAGACUCCAAAAAUGACAAGGACUUGCUUAUGAGAGAGGUGAAGGAUGGGCUUCGCAAAGAAGCAGAGAUGAAGGUAAAAGCUGCAGUUGGAUUUCGUCAUGUUAUCGACCUCCUUUCCUCAGAACAGAAGUUGAUUGUUGGUCACAAUUGCUUUCUGGAUAUUGCGCACAUAUACAGCAAAUUCUUAGGCCCUCUUCCUUUGACUACUGAAGAAUUUGUCUCCUCCGUUCACAAGUACUUCCCUUACAUCAUUGAUACAAAAAUACUUUUGAAUGCAAAUAACGCACUUCAACAUAUGAUGAAGAAGAAGAGCACAUCACUAUCUAAAGCUUUUGCUAUGUUGUGUCCGCAAAUUGCUUCUGGUGUUGGCAGCUCUGGUUUGGCUUUUAAACCAUGUGUUAAAGUGGAGGUUCAAGUGGAUGAUCUGAGGUCCUCAAACUGGAAUUCUGGAGCAAAGCAUGAGGCUGGAUAUGAUGCUUUUAUGACAGGGUGUGUUUUUGCUCAGGCAUGCAGUCAUCUUGGCAUCAAUUUCAAACUCCAUUCACCUUCUGCAAAUUUAGUCCAUGACGAGAAGCUCCAGAAGUACAUCAAUCUUCUUUAUCUCAGCUGGAAUAGGGGAGACAUAAUUGACCUGAGCAAAGGUACGGUUGCAGAGUCUUCGGGUUCAAGUGAUCUUAUAAAUCGAUACCCAAAAAAAAUUUUGUUCUCAAAUAUUGCUCUAGUAUGGGGUUUCCCGUCCAUGCUCAAAGCAGGGGAGAUCAGGGAAUGUAUCUCUAAAGUCUUUGGCUUAAACUCUGUUACUUCCGUCUACCACUUGGAUGAAACUGCAGUGUUUGUUCAAUUCAGUAAGGCAGAAUUUGUCUCUGAUUUUCUCAUGUUGAAGGAAACCCUAGAGAGAAGCAAUGAUCCAAUCUCGGUUUUGCAUCCACUCUCGAAACUUUUGGAAGGAGGAAACACUCAUGCUACCAGUUAUGAGAUCUAUAAAGAGAUGUGCAGUUCACCCAUUUCAAAAGUCCUGUUUGCAGAUCAGGCAGAGGCCAUUGGUAUUAAAUGGAAGACCAAAUUGGUAGAUCGCGAGAUAGGUGUGGAAGCCAGUAGAGAUGAAAGUUCCAACAAAGAAAAUGAAGUGCACACUGUUCCUUCAUCUCUUGGCAAAAGUGAGUCAGAAGAUAAACAUGUGGUAAGUGAUUCAUCACACGGCCAUUUAUCGAGUGAAGAAUUCAUAGAAUCUCUGUACCCUGCUGAAGCCGAGGUUGGAAAAUGAAUUAGAAGCUUUUAAUUUUGCAAAUUUCUGGGCUAAAGCUGUAGGUCUUACUGAAUAUUUCUCCGAUCAAUGAUAAACAUGUGGUAAGUGAUUCAUCAAGCAACCAUUUACUGAGUUAAGAAUUCAGAUUCUCUGUAUCAAGCUGAGGUUGGAAAUUGAAUUAAAAGCUUCGAAUUUUGCAAAUUUAUGGGAUAAAGAGGUAGAUCUAGCUGAAUCUGAUCUCUGAUCAAAUUAUUGGAUUUCUUGUAAGAGCAAAACUAGUCUAGAACAGUAUGUUUUUUAGUUGAAUUUUUUGUAGUGAAGAUUAGGACUGUAACAAUACAAUCAACAAGAAAUAUAUGAAAAUUACAUCUGUUCAAUGUUCAUUGCGCAAA